UUUUGCCACUCAGUGGUUUUGCCACUGCGUGACCGCAGUCGUAACGGUCGACGGUGACGUCACAUGCAUACCCGUUACGUCAUGUUUAGGGGCGGGUAGAGAGGGAAAAAUUGACGAAAAGUUCUUUCUUUUUUCUUUGGUAUUGGAUUUCUUGACUCGCGAUCAUGUUGCAGUGCUUUGUUGGUAACCUUGGAUGUAAUUUUAAUGAAUAAAAGUAAAUUUAAAUAUUUUAAUAUGAAUAUAAAAUAUUUAAGAUACCCAAAGUACCUGUUGUUUAAUUUCCCCCAUCCAAUUUUAUUUUAAUAAAUAGAGAUUACUCAAGAAUCCUUUCACAUUUGAGCAAAUGCUCGGCCAAACUUGACAACUGAAGCGAAGAGAACUGUUUAUUAAAUAAUUACUAUAAUAAUAAUAAUAAUAAUAAAAAUAUAAUAAAAUAGUCGAAAUAUGUUUUGGGCUUUAAUCGUGCAGCAAACAUGAAGGGGCGGUUCAAGUUUUCCUUUGGGAUUUUUUUUUUUUUUCCCCCUUGGAUGAUCACAUGGUUUUAUUUGUGCUCUGUAUGUGUUUGGUGCUGUACAUCUUCUUCUGUUUUAACUGGGUGUGUGUGCAUGAACCAGUAGUAAGCUGGGAAAGUUUUCUCAUUACCUCAGGAUUCACAGAGCGGGAUCAUCGAGCAAGCGAGAGAGCAGAUGGACGGGCCAAUGCGUGUGUUGGUGACGGGCGGCAGCGGGCUGGUGGGGCGAGCGAUAGAGCGGGUGGUGAAAGAAGGCGAAGGUAGAGAAGGAGAAGAAUGGAUAUUCCUGUCAUCCAAAGAGGCCAAUCUUGUGAGCGCUGAAGAGACGAGAGCAGCCUUCCAGAAACAUCGUCCAACACACGUCAUUCAUUUGGCUGCCAUGGUAGGCGGGCUCUACAGAAACAUGAGACAGAACCUGGACUUCUGGAGAGAUAAUGUGCACAUCAAUGACAAUGUGCUGUACAUGUCUCAGGAGUUCGGGGUGGUGAAGGUCGUUUCCUGUCUGUCUACAUGCGUUUUUCCUGAUAAAACCACAUACCCUAUAGAUGAGACCAUGAUGCACAACGGUGCCCCACAUGAGUCUAAUUACGGUUAUGCCUACGCAAAACGCAUGAUUGAUAUCCACAACAGGGCGUGUUUUCAGCAAUACGGUCUGCGAUACACAGCUAUCAUCCCCACCAACAUUUUUGGACCCCAUGACAACUUCAACAUUGAGGACGGUCACGUGAUGCCGGGGUUGGUCCACAAGACUUACCUGGCAAAGAAGGAAGGUAAACCUCUGGAGGUCUGGGGUUCAGGUCGUGCCCUGCGGCAGUUCAUCUAUUCUGUGGAUCUGGCUCGUCUGUUUGUUUGGGCUUUGAGGGAGUAUGACGAGGUGGAGCCUAUCAUUGCGUCAGUCGGAGAGGAGGAAGAGCAGUCCAUAAAAGAUGCUGUGGAUGCUGUUGUUGAAGGGUUUGGGUUUAAAGGAGAAGUUAUUUAUGACACUAGUAGAUCAGACGGUCAGAUCAAGAAAACUGCCAGUAACGCCAAACUACGCAAAUAUCUGCCAGACUUCAAGUUCACACCAUUCAAAGAAGCCGUCAAGGAGACGUGUGAUUGGCUUGCGGCCAAUUAUGACAUCGCCCGUAAAUGAAGAUUUUCACAUCUCAUUGGCUGUGGGGAGCAUCUCAAUGUUGGAAACCAAUAAUUUGCAAAAGAAUGUAAUCAUUGAACACUACCAUCUUAGUGCUCUUUUCGUGUUUAUUUAAUGAAAAGAGCACUAAGAUGGCAGUGUUUGUGUUCUUUACGUAUUUAGGUUUUGUUUGGAUUUUUAUGUGUGGGCUCUGCUGUGUUUGGUGCUGUACAUUUUCUUCAGUUUUUUUUACUGGUCUGUCAGUCAGAGUGUGUUCUGGGUUUAUUGUCUAAUGAUCUGCACUGUAUAUUUCAAUAAUACACUCCUGUUUUAAA
This is a messenger RNA of Megalobrama amblycephala (Wuchang bream), 1957 nucleotides long. Its product is annotated as GDP-L-fucose synthase-like. The record is from RefSeq and is a predicted model, not a curated record. Gene Ontology annotation, biological process: nucleotide-sugar biosynthetic process. Gene Ontology annotation, molecular function: GDP-L-fucose synthase activity. The transcript is spliced from 11 exons. Bases 687 to 1643 code for a protein of 318 amino acids. Lineage: Eukaryota; Metazoa; Chordata; Actinopteri; Cypriniformes; Xenocyprididae.